CCAAUGAGCUCCAAAGACAGCAAGUAGGCGUAGGACCUGGAAAGGCGCCUCAACCUCACCGGGUUUCCUCACUUCCUGGAGCGGCACCUCCACCUCCCUACCCGCAACCGCGGGGUGAAAUCGUUCCCCCCUCGUUCCAGAACCAGGAUGGCGGUGGAGCAGAUCCGAGCGCGAUUUAGACCUAAAAUGGGCGGCAGUGGGUCAAUCCCGGGCUGGGCGCCUAGCGAAUAGGGGUAACCUCUGCGAGAGGAGGGCCAGGCCUGACGCCGCAAGGCGAAGGAGGCGGUGCAGAGACUCCCCGCCCUUGCACCGCGCGCCGUCGGGCUCCGCCCCGCGCAGCCCUACGGAGCAAAGCCCCUGUGCGCAGGCGCACCCCGGCAGCUGAAGCUGGAGACAGCAGGAGUGGGAGCCAGUAAGGCGCUUCGAGAAGGAAAUGGCGGUAGCGCCCGGUGGUACAAGACGCGAGCGCGGGUACCUGCGAAGCGCCAGGUUCCGGCGAAUGCACCAGCUGAGCCCUCAGCAGCUGGAGCUCCCGCGCCAGUUUGGUUUGGGGUAAGAGGAAGGGUCCGCAUCUCUGCAGCUCGGGCGUGAUGAGCCGGCGCCCCUAAACCGGCGUGAUGCUCGGUUUGGUUUGGACUUGCGCUGCUCUUUACUCGGGUCGCGGGGAUGCGAGUGGAAAAGGGGGCACCAAGUCCUGUAGGCUGGGCCCUGCGGCCGCGGCCGAAGUAACGGUGUAAAGAUGGACCGAUCCCGCCCAGAGCCGUCUCAACCCCAGGUGUUCCUCAUCCUCCGCCCUCCCUGGCCUUCCGUCCGUGCUCCGGGAGCCCAGCCUGACGUUUAUUAUUCAGAAAAUGUGCUUGUCAGGGGAAGGCCUAGGUUGAACACGCGGCCCCGAGUCUCCCACGUGAAACCCUCGACACUUAUCCUUCUCUGCCGCCGCAUUUUACAGAAGACGAGCCCAGCCCCGAGAAGGGAAGAAACCGGCCCAAGGUCACAUCGUAGUCAGAGGCCGAGCCAGGACCGAAGCCAGUAGUCCUGCUUUCUAGCCUGAGAUCUAGGCACUGCUCCCUUCCUCACCGCAUCUCUCUGGGUCUGCCCGCAUCCCUCGUCCUCCUGCCGCGUCCUCCACGAGGCUCUGUUCUUGGGGACUUGGUUGGGGGCGGGGAGUGCUUCCUCCCCUCAAGCUGCGCCCUCGGGAAGGAUGCUGGACAGCAGUCAGGCCGCCGGUCCAGUUUCCUCGAGCACGAGCUGAGCCGGCUGUUACUGGAGGACCGCAGAGGCCUUAGGACCGGGGGAGGAGGAGGACCGAGCAAGUUGGAGGCGCCGCGGGAGCAGGCCGGAGAUGCUGGAACCCACCCGGAGGAGCCUGACCAUUCUGCCUCUCGUGGCCACUAUGCUGACUGCCCGCUUCUCCAGACCCCUGUCACAGCUCCCGAGGAAAACCCUGAAUUUCCCUGAUAGAGUAAAUGGAGCAAGAGGCUCGCUGCUGUUUCACUCUGCCUCCUUUGUCCCUGUCGACCGUCGGACUUACGCUGCUUCGGUGAACCCAGUUGGCAGCAAAGCUGUCUUGGUCACAGGCUGUGACUCUGGAUUUGGGUUCUCCUUGGCCAAGCAUCUGCAUUCAAAAAGCUUCCUUGUAUUUGCUGGCUACUUGAUGAAGGUAAGAGAUGGGUCAUCGGGGCAGAAGUCACUAGAGAAGUCUAAAAGCCCCCAAAUGAGGACGCUCACAUAUAAUAUGUGCUGAGUAGAAGAGGUUGAAAGUUUGGAAAGGGUAGUUAGGUGCGGUUCUGUCCCCUCCUGUCCGGGCUUGUAGCGCCUGGUUAACAAUGCGGGCAUCUCAUGUCUGGGGGAUGUGGAGUUCACCAGCAUGGAGACCUACAAGGAGGUGGCGGAAGUAAACCUCUGGGGCACAGUGCGGGGGACAAAACCCUUUCUCCCCCUCAUCCAGAGGGCCACAGGCUGCGUGGUCAACAUCAGCAGCAUACUGGGCCGCAUGGUCCACGCGGCCGGCCCCCCAUACUGCAUCACCAGGUUUGGGGUGGAGGCUUUCUCCGACUGCCUGCGCUACGAGGUGCACCCACUGGGAGUGAAGGUCGGCGUGCUGGAACCCGGCAACUUCAUCGCCACCAACAGCCUCCACGGCGCUGAGCGCAUCCAGGCCAUCGCCAGUAAGAUGUGGGACGAGCUGCCUGAGGGGGUGCACAAGGACUACGGCAGGAAGUACUUUGACGGGAGGGUCGCGAAGAUGGAGACCUACCGCAACAGCAGCUCCACAGACACGUCCCCCGUCAUCAGCGCUGGCACCCACACCCUGACCUCCGCUACCCCCUGCACUCGCUACCACCUCAUGGACUACUACUGUUGGGUGCGAAUGCGGAUCACGACCCACUUGCCCGGAGUGAUCUCCUCCAACAGGAUCUACAUACACUGAGGAGUUUCGCACUGGCCUCUGUUGGGGAGCCCUGGGGGCAGGGAAGAGGACGGAGGGAGGGAGGGGGAGGGGCUUGUGUCCUUACCUCUUGAUUACCCACUUGUGUAUUAUCCCAGUCCCAGGAAGACCCACUACCAGUUUGAGCGUUAACCAGAGCAGGCAGCCCAGUUCAACUCGUGUGCCCAGUGAAUGGCUCGGGCCUUCUCAACUGGGGUGCAGUGUGGUGGGCAGGGCCCACAAACCUCAGGGCAAACAUGGUGAAUCUGUCUUUCUGGAAUUGAUUUUAUAUAACGAUUUUAGGUAGACAUCUUUAUAUUAAAAACAGAUUUAUUAUAAAAUAGAAUCCAAAUCCUUUAUAUUUUAAAGCCAAAGCAUCAGUUCAAAAAAUUUACCUCAGGACUCCCCUGGCGGUCCAGUGGUUAAGACUUCACCUUCCAAUUCAGGGGGUGCAGGUUCAAUGCCUGGUCAGCUAAGAUCCCACAUGCCUCGGGGCCAAAAAACCAAAACAUAAAGCAGAAGCAAUAUUGUAACAAAUUUAGUAAAAACUUUAAAGAAAUGGUCCACAUCAAAAAAAAAAAUUUAUCUCAUUUGAUCCUUAAACCAGCCUCAUGAGUAAAAAGGGCAGUUGUUUUUUUUCUUUCGUACAUGAAGAAUUUUUGGCUCAAAGAGGAUACACGAAUUACCCUUUUGUUGCUUAUAAAUCAAUUUUGCUUAUAUUGCUUUUUAUAAAAUAUAAAGGUCCAAGUCGUGUGUUCCUGCCACUGCUGUAGAAACAGUUCACAUUUUAUGUUCCGGGGCUGCUCUGGAUCCAGUUAUCUGAGGAUCCUGUGAUGAGCUCUGUACCCUCACCUGUGCCAUAUAUACCAUGUGCCCACCAUGCACCUCUUUGCAUGUCCUUGGUGCUGCUGUGUGCAGCCUGCAGCCAGUGAUUCAGAGCUGAGUGGAGGGGGUGGCAACUUUCUGGAGAUUUCCAUUUGAGGUUUCUCCAGCUUAUCUUAGGACAAACUUGUGUGGAGGUGCUCAUUGGCUAAGAGGUAAUUUGUUUCUGGUUUGGGUCCUCUUGGUCUUGCCUGGGCUGGGACCCAUGUUGAUGGGACAUUCUUGGAAGGAGCCAUGAUACAUAGGAUGGGCACUGUGGCCUCUCCUCCCCCAGGGGUGGGUCCAGGUUCCCUGUCUGUCUCACCUGGUGCUUACACACACACACACACACACACACACACACACACACACACACACACACACACACACACACCCCUGUUCUAUGGUGCUCAGGGUGGCCUUCAUUGAUGGCUCACCUUCCUGCUAUGGACUUAUUUUUAAUUAAACCAGGUCACUGAUCAGCAGAGUCUGUGUUAUCACUUCUUGGGUUUGGGUUUUUGUUUUUUUUAAUAAAUUUAUUUAUUUUACUUGUUUUAAUUUUUGGCUGUGUUGGGUCUUCGUUGCUGCUCACAGGCUUUCUCUAGUUGUGGCGAGCGGGGGCUACUGUUCGUUGCCGUGCGCGGGCUUCUCUUUGCGGUGGCUUCUCGUUGUGGAGCACAGGCUUUAGGCGUGCAGGCUUCAGUAGUUGUGGCUCAUGGGCUCAGUAGUUGUGGCUUCCGGGCUCUAGAGCGCAGGCUCAGUAGUUGUGGCGCACGGGCUUAGUUGCUCCAUGGCAUGUGGGAUCUUCCUGGACCAGGGCUUAAACCCGUGUACCCUGCAUUGGCAGGCAGAUUCUUAACCACUGCACCACCAGGGAAGCCCUUGGGUUUGGGUUUGAAGGCUAGUAUCCCUGUAAUUGCCCAGAGCCUGCAUGUUUGGACCAAAACCAGGCAACACCCUCCUCCAGGUAUCUGCAGGCCUUGGGACAGGUUCCUGAGUACCAGCCCUUCCGCCUCGCCCUGGAAGGACCAGGCCUGCCGCUAGAGGGUGCCCUAUCUCCUUUGCAGCCGGAGUGGCCUUAGCUCCUGAUUUGGGAGCUCCCACCCAAGCCUGAGGUCUCAGAGGGUUGGUGAUUCCCCACCUUGGAAGUGGUCCAGGCACAAAGACACAAGGCCCCUUUAGAAACAAUUCUUCCUUCUCUUCUAGUAGCUGCCUGGCUUAAUCGUGGAGCCUGGUGCCAGGAGAAAGCAGAACCUGGAGAGCUGGAACCAGCCACGGGGCUCAGGCAGUGCCAAAGAAAAGGGGGUCUCACAACGAGAAAAUUCAGCCUGCCUUUUGGGCCUUGAUCCCCUCUGUUAACAAGCAGGGAUGCCCUGCCCAGCUCCCUAUCUGCACGGUGAGGCCCAGAGGGCCUGUGUGGAUGACAGGGUGGGCAGGGAGACUGAAACCCUCCAGAGCCCAGGGAGGGACACUUGAUGGUCAUUGUCUUUACAUAACAAGAAGAGCUUUUUGAAUCACAAGGCUUGCCUUUCAGAAUCUCAUUUUUAUAUCUUGGGAGAUUUUGUUUCCAUGCUUAAUUUUAUUAAAGGAAAAUGAAUGCAGAACUUGAAGUUACUUGUGUGCAUGGAUGCCUGGGAACUGGCAGGAAAGGGAGAUGGUCAUACGCUCUGGGUCAGGAUCAGCAGUAAACCGAACACUGGAGAAGAUGCAUCUGCGUCUGCUGGGACCAUCAGGCGUUCAGUCAGGACUGCUAGGCUGGCCUGCAGGCUGCCC
Molecule: messenger RNA, 5062 nt
Organism: Physeter macrocephalus (sperm whale)
Lineage: Eukaryota; Metazoa; Chordata; Mammalia; Artiodactyla; Physeteridae
Gene: BDH1
Product: 3-hydroxybutyrate dehydrogenase 1
Biological process (GO): steroid metabolic process
Cellular component (GO): intracellular membrane-bounded organelle
Molecular function (GO): 3-hydroxybutyrate dehydrogenase activity
Source: RefSeq, a predicted model, not a curated record